AUGAGAGCAACAACCCAAAAGUUUGCCGUAAUUGCAUCGUUAGUUUUAUUCUGCAUGGCGUUUGAACCGAAUGAAGCGUGCAGACUUCUUGAUGGAGGAUUUGAAGAAACCUGGAUGAAGGCAGGAAAUCUGUUUUUAUCAUCUUUACAGAAGGGCUCUGUUCCAACACCAGGGAACGGAUGUAGUUCAACGGGAAAUGGCGGCGGCUCCUGUAUUGGUUCCAAGAAGGUUGCUGGUGGUCAUGGUGAUGGUGCUCCUCCGCCAACACCAUCACCACUGAUUCCUUCUCUUACUCAUGCAUACCCUCAACACUUGGUUGAAUUCGGGGUGACUGGUGAUGGUAAAUGA
Molecule: messenger RNA, 348 nt
Organism: Lactuca virosa
Lineage: Eukaryota; Viridiplantae; Streptophyta; Magnoliopsida; Asterales; Asteraceae
Source: the annotation of a GenBank genome assembly